AUGGGUUCUCUUUGGAUCGCAGGCAUACCUCGCCCGGAGUUGACAGAUGUUGAGAAGAUCGGGCCAUCCAUCACGAAUGUGGAGCAUUUGUCUUCUUAUAAUUGGAUUGAAUCGUCCAGCCCCACUAUUGCUGUCCCCGGCUGCCCGCCUCUUUGGUCUCCACCCAAAACCCCCAAAAAAGUGGCCAAAGACUCUGGGCUCAUUUACAUUGCUCAAAACGCGUUUCGACAUCCUGAAAGUCCGCUCGAACCACUUUUUCGCUCGCUGUACACUGAAAACCCUUCAUACAACAUACACCAAGUUGACUUGAUAACUGAUCGAAACAACGUCCGCAAACUUCUGUCGUUUAUCAAUCCAAAUCUCUCUAGAAAUGGACUGGAGCCUUUCACCAUUGAAAUUGAGGUCUCAAACAAUACGGCAAUUUUUUGUCGGGCAGAAACCGAAACACAUACAUUCAUCGGGCCACAUGACUUCAGGGGAUAUGGUCAUGAGUUUGAGAAAGCUUUCACAACAACCCAAGUAUCCGGCAGCACUGGACAUCAUCGGAUUAUCUCCUAUAACUUGGGCGAUAUGAAAUUCAUAGUACGCUACGAGACUGACGCUUACGUUGAAGAAACUUCGAAACUUCAACCUCAAAGUGUGGGUUCGGAAAAUGAUAAUUUUCUGAGCAUGAUGGAAAACCUGUCUCUUUCGCAACCCGAGACUCACUCUCGUCUUGCCACCAAGUCCAAAUUAGUGGUCCAGAAAAAAGGAAAACAGGUACCAAUCAAUACAACUCUUGAGAUCAAAACACGCGUGUCCCAUAAGCCUUUCAACGUCCAAGAUGUUCUUCCACAGCUAUGGGUAUCGCAAACACCCAAUCUUGUCCGUGCAUACCACAAUUAUGGCACAUUCGGACCGCCGGAAGUCAAAGAUGUCACUCGUGAGAUUGCUGAAUGGGAACGAAACCAUGCUUAUGACCUUCGGAGAUUGGUUGUAUUGGUCAAGGAAAUCAUUAGAGUGGUAAGAGAGAAUGGUGGGAAUGCUGUCAUAAAAUAUGACGGUCGAAGUGACAGCCUUGCGGUUUUGAAGAGAGAAGGGAGCAGAAUGUUACCGGAUGAUCUUUAUUUGAGACUCCGUGAUGAAACGGGGCCGACUUGA
Molecule: messenger RNA, 1140 nt
Organism: Penicillium canescens
Lineage: Eukaryota; Fungi; Ascomycota; Eurotiomycetes; Eurotiales; Aspergillaceae
Exons: 1
Coding region: 1-1140 (379 amino acids)
Source: RefSeq, a predicted model, not a curated record